AUGGACGGGGACGAUUCCUGGGAUGUGGCACUUCGGCCUCCGGGACCUCCGAUCUCCACGAAGCGAGAUGAGGUUGAGCCAGCAAGCAUGCGAAGGCACCUUUGUUGCAUGCUGCUUUGGGAUUGUUUGGUCACCAAUGGGUGGGAACGAGACCUGGCAGAAGAGAUACUGACGAGAGGACUUACAUCUGCAAGGUUUAAAAAGGACGUUAUGCAGUUUUUCAGGUCAGAGAAGUAUUCUUCCAGAGCUGCUCUUGACAUUGGUGCCGGGGAGGGAACAACCACUGCAGCAUUGGCUGUAAAUUUUGCUGUCGUCGUUGCCGUUGAGAAAUAUUGGAACAGUUCCUGGAGUGGUGGCCUUCGUUUAGACUCGAACCGUCUCUUGAAAAGAGACGGCAGCAAAAUAACAAAUAUCGUGCGGCUUCAUGUUGACACUCUUUUGUCCGGUUCCUUUGCCCCUCUUGCCCAUCAGAACUUCUCGGCUGCUGUCAUUGAUGCUGAUCACGGAGCCACAGGGGUUAUGCGAGACACGUUCAAUAUUUUGCGCGGACUGCCUUGCUGCGUGGAAACGAUAAUUUACCAUGAUUAUUGCGAUGAGAUAGUUUAUGCGGUCGUCAAUGAGUUUGUACAAGCGGGACUCUUGACAUUUCGUUCAGCUAUGGGGGAGCCCAAAUGGCAUUACUGGUGGUGCAAGGACGACAGGCCGGAAGGUGCCGCCAUGAAGGUACUGUGGAAUCCCUUCCAUGAGUUUCAGGAGCGUCUUGAGCGACUGUACCGGCAGUUCGUGGGCUGGGAAGGAUCAAUGCAGGAAACACUGAACGGAAGCACGUGGCUGCUUCUUCCGGCUGCUGCUUCCCAGAUGUUCGUGCUGAAGAUUGGGUUUUGGCCCAGCAUGUCGUAUGUCAGUUCCGUCACGAGCGAUUUCGACCACAUCAAUGUCAAUGGCCCUGCUGCAGGCAAGCUUCGUGCGUUUCGGGCAGGAUACGCAGAGGUGGUGCCAUGGGAUAUGCCUUUCUUGUCAAUUGUUGCAAAACAUGGUGGGCGGCGACAUGUGCUGUGGGCUGAGCUGGAUCGGGAUCUAAGCUUAUUGCGUCUACACGCGCCAACAGACCAUCCAGUGCGGUGCCAUCCCGGAUGCAUGGGCAUCAGCUUUCGACAGAGGGUCAGCUGGGCGAAACAGAUAGACCAUCUUCUGAACGUCGACGAAAGGCUCGUAGCUGCAGCAAAAGAACCCAGGCAUCAUAUUGCAAGCACUCAAUUCAACAGACUUUAUGCUCUUGGUACCGAUGCUGGCACGGCGGGUACUGCCACCGCUAGCCAGAGCAUGGGGGUGGGUGCCAGUUCAGACAGCGACGUCCGUGACGACCAUGCAGCGGCGAGUCGAGUGCACCAUCUGCUCAGCGACGCGGAAUACUUCCAGCAGGCUUUCGCAGAGGUAUGGCACCACUCUGGUGGCUCCAACAAGGCCAGCAAGGGCGAGUUCAUGCAG
Molecule: messenger RNA, 1488 nt
Organism: Symbiodinium necroappetens
Lineage: Eukaryota; Dinophyceae; Suessiales; Symbiodiniaceae
Source: the annotation of a GenBank genome assembly